GGAGAGUGACCAUAUUUGGAGAAGAGGGUUGAGCUGGAAUUCCGUCUUUUCGCCUUUUGGGAUCUUUUCAGAUCUCUUUUCUACACGCACAUGACGGAGCGCGUACGCGACUGUUUCCCGGAAGAAAAAAGUUUCUUUGCCAGCACAUAGAGAAACAUGUCUUUAUUUCCAGACCUGAGUUGUCCUAAAGUCUCUCUUUCAAACGGAUUACAAAUCCCAAUACUUGGAUUGGGUACAUCUUAUCAUGGAGGAUAUUCCCAUGAGGCCAUUGUGUAUGCUCUGAAUGACUGUGGCAUGCGUCACAUUGACACAGCAAAGCGGUAUGGCUGUGAGGAGAAUCUGGGCAAAGCAAUCAAAGAGAGUGGGCUCCCACGAAGUGAUGUUUGGAUCACCAACAAACUGUGGCAUGCCGACUAUGGAUACAAAAGUGCAAAAGCAGCCUGCCUUAAGUCCUGCUCACUGAUGGGGGUUCAAUACUUUGAUCUGUACUUGAUGCAUUGGCCGGAGGCACAGCAACCCAGUUGUUCCAACAGAGAGAUGAGAGCUGAGACGUGGAGAUCUUUGGAGGAACUUUAUGAAGAAGGAAUCUGCCGUUCCAUUGGCGUGAGCAACUUCCUCAUCCACCACCUGGAGCAGCUGAAAGAAGACUGUAGUGUGGUGCCACAUGUUAACCAGGUAGAGUACCAUCCCUUCCAGCAACCCAAUGACCUGAUAGAGUACUGUCGUAAGGAGGGGAUUGUGUUUGAAGGCUACAGCCCUCUGGCCAAAGGUCAAGUCUUCAAGAAUCCUAUUGUGCAACAGAUCGCGGAAAAGCACAAAAGAACGCAAGCUCAGAUCUGCAUCCGCUGGAGCAUUCAGAAUGGAGUUGUCACAAUACCGAAGUCUGUCAAAAAAAACAGGAUAUGGGAAAACUGUCAAGUGUUUGGGUUCCAGCUGGAUGAGGCGGACAUGGUUGCUUUAGGAGGCUUACACGACGGAAGACACGUAUCUUGGGAUCCAACAAAUGUGCAUUGAUUUUAUGAUCCAGGUUUAGUAGGAAAUGGUUGGGAAGCAUCAAGUAGAAAGUAAUAAUGAUUGAAAUGUUGUUUUAAUUUUAGCUUUAGAUACAAUAAAUUAUAUUUCUCUAAAA
This is a messenger RNA of Nothobranchius furzeri (turquoise killifish), 1129 nucleotides long. Its product is annotated as glyoxal reductase. NCBI's taxonomy places the organism in Eukaryota, Metazoa, Chordata, Actinopteri, Cyprinodontiformes, Nothobranchiidae. The record is from RefSeq and is a predicted model, not a curated record. Gene Ontology annotation, molecular function: oxidoreductase activity.